UUGUUCUAUCUGUGCCACCACCGUAAUUCUGAGUCGUAGGCUAUGAAACAGGAAACGCACUGGAUAUGGUACAGUAUUUGUAUAAUAUCAAUCGUUUUGCAUUGCUCGGACAGCAAUAACGAACGAAUGCGGACAGACAGGUGAGACUGAGUGCAGCGAUGAUUCACGAAGGAAAUAUCCUGACUACUUAUAUCCUCUUCAUCUGAUGUUGAUGCUAUUAACGUCACUGGCGUGAUUUUCAAACUGAAUGAUAGAAGAACGCAGUAAACAAGGCAAGGCCAUGGUGGAGAGGAGACAACUCUUCAUGGAGAUGAGGGGACAAAACUUUGACGUCAUCAGACUGUCAACCUAUAGGACGGCCUGCAAGCUAAGAUUCGUGCAGAAAAGAUGCAACCUGCACCUGGUAGAUGUGUGGAACAUGAUCGAGGCGUUCCGUGACAGCGGUUUGAACACACUGGACCACAACGCAGAGAUUAACGUGUCUAGACUGGAGACCAUCUUGUCCUCCAUCUACUACCAGCUCAACAAGCGUCUUCCCACCGUGCACCAGAUCAACGUAGAGCAGUCCAUCAGUCUGCUCCUCAACUUCAUGGUGGCUACAUAUGACAGUGAAGGCCACGGGAAGCUGAGCAUUUUCUCGAUGAAGUCAAUGUUGGCGACUAUGUGUGGAGGGAAAAUAGUGGACAAACUACGUUGUAUCUUCUCCCAGAUCUCUGACUCUAAUGGUGUGAUGGCCUUUGCUAAGUUUGACCAGUUUCUUCGUGAAGUUCUGAAGCUGCCCACAGCUGUGUUCGAGGGCCCGUCGUUUGGAUACACAGAACACGCCGUACGGACAUGCUUCCCUCAGCAGAAGAAGAUCUUGCUGAACACGUUUUUGGACAUUCUGAUGGCAGAUCCUCCCCCCCAGUGUCUCGUGUGGCUACCUCUCAUGCAUCGACUUGCUAAUGUUGAAAAUGCCUUCCAUCCCGUGGAAUGUUCUUAUUGCCGGAGUGAAAGUAUGGUGGGGUUCCGUUACCGGUGCCAACAGUGCCAUGGCUACCAACUCUGUCAAAGCUGCUUUUGGCGUGGCCAUGCCAAUGGUCCCCAUAGCAACCAGCAUCAGAUGAAGGAGCACUCCUCUUGGAAGUCUCCAGCUAAAAAGCUAAGUCACGCCAUCAGUAAGUCUCUGGGCUGUGUCCCCAUUGGAGAGCUACCUCACCCAGUGUUCCCUGAGCAGUUAGAGAAACCCCAGGACAGCGUGCCACACACUGUUCAGCCGAAGCCAGUAGCCAACAACAUGAACAACACAAUGUUCAUGUCCUCUGGUGUACCUACUCCUACUCAAAGUGUCUUAGAGAGUCCCAGCAGGCUAGAAGAGGAGCAUCGUCUCAUUGCUCGCUAUGCAGCACGCCUUGCAGCAGAGGCAGACAACUCCACAGUGAGUUGCUCCACACAAUGUCCUCCAACCGAUCUGAGUUUCAACUUAGAUGCCAACAAACAACAGAGGCAGCUAAUAGCAGAACUAGAAAACAAAAACAGAGAGAUCCUCCAGGAGAUCCAGAGGCUACGUCUGGAGCAUGAGCAGGCCUCCCAGCCCACCCCAGAGAAGGCCCAGCAAAACCCCACACUGCUGGCUGAACUCAGGCUCCUUAGGCACAGGAAGGAUGAGCUGGAGAGGCGCAUGUCAGCCCUACAGGAGAGCAGACGGGAACUGAUGGUCCAGCUAGAGGGACUGAUGAGGUUACUGAAGGCCCAGACAGGAGGCUCAACCCACUCCUCCCCCAGCCACGGGGCAGUCUGCUCCAUGCCCAUGCCGAUCCGCUCCACCUCAGCUGGGUCCACCCCCACCCACACACCCCAGGACUGCCUGGCCGGGUUGGGGGGCGACGUGCUGGAGGCCUUCGCUCAGGGUGUACCUAGAAAUCUUCGUAAUGAUCUGUUGGUCGCUGCAGAUUCAAUCACAAACACCAUGUCAUCACUUGUCAAAGAACUCCACUCAGUAGAUGAUGCUGCAGAGGAAGAGGACAACCAGAUGAGGAACGGAGGCCUAAGGGACAGGCGUGAGGAGGACAACCGGAUGAGGAACGGAGGCCUAAGAGACAGGGCAGAGGAUGAGGACAACCAGGCACAGUGAGAGAUCUAAAACAUCAACAACCUCCCCAAACACCACUCCAUUGAUCUAGACAGGAUGUCAGACUGGAGAAGAAGAAUCAGAAUGAGAAUCUGCCACACCGACCAAACCCUUCUAUCAGGAAUUAGCACGUAGAGUAAUGCAUGCUGUUAUCAAACAGGAUUUCACUGUGUGAACUCUUAUUCAACAUGUUUGAUACACCUUGCUGUGGGAUGUCUGUUGGCAAGUGUAUAUGUCAUUCUGUAUAAAAACUUGAAGCUGUAAUUAUUAUGUAAUGACUGAUUCCCCCUGUCAUGACUGCAAGGGUCAAAUGUCUAAGGAAUGGCUUCCUGUGCUUUCUCUCAAUCUGUCUUGUUAAUAACAGAUCACCCUGUGUGCAUCAUAAAUGGCAGGUGCACUACAUAGGGAAUAAGGUGCCAUUUUGUGCACUACAUAGGGAAUAGUGUUCCAUUUGGGAUGCUACCUCUAUCUGCAUAAACUGUACAUAUUAUAUUAGACCUUGGGAACACAGCACUGACCAUAACCUGAAAACAACCUAUUUUCACCAUGACAUGUUCCCCGGCCAUCCUUGCCUUUGUAUGAUUACAGAUCACUUGCUAGUGUGCUUUCAUUAGGGGUUUUGCAUGAAGUUGCACUGUCCUGAGUCUGACUGGGUGUACUGUAGGUUGGUAGGUACCAUGUUAUCCCAACUCUUUGUGGGUUUAUCAGUGCUUCUCAACCUGCGGUCCCCGGGCCAGCACUGGUCCUUGGGGUGUUGCUGAUUGGUCCCUCAGAUAGUGAGUGGACACUGAUUUAGUCAGUUCUCAAGUGUUAGAUUAAAACUAAGUGGUCUUCAAAGGAGGAAGGACUAUAGCUGGUCAUUGCCGGUCCCUGGUACACAAAAGGUUGAGAAACACUUGGUUACGAUGACUGCUGGGAUUUGUAGUCAUGUAUGUUGUCAUGCCUCAUAAUUCACAUUGAUUAUGUCCCAAAUGGCCCAUAGGGCUCUGGUGAAAAGUAGUGCACUAUAUAAGGAAUAGGGUGCCAUUUGUGGGACGUAACCAUUGAGUCGCAUAAUGCUGCUACUAUGUGCUCACUCUGCCGCGAGACACCGUUUUGCAAAAAUAUGAGGGUUGUUUGGUUGUAGGGAGCCUAUGGGGGCUGUUGUUUAUUUUAAUCAGGGAAAUGUCCCGUUGUUAGAAUCGGAUUUAUUCUUCUCAUAGUUAAUAUUUUAUAGAAACAAAACAAAGUGAGAGAAGCUACUAAAUGUAUUUUAAAGUGCAUUUAAAACUCUA
Oncorhynchus tshawytscha (Chinook salmon) is the source of this 3384-nucleotide messenger RNA. Its product is annotated as dystrobrevin beta. Bases 248 to 2113 code for a protein of 621 amino acids. Gene Ontology annotation, biological process: synaptic signaling. Gene Ontology annotation, molecular function: zinc ion binding. The record is from RefSeq and is a predicted model, not a curated record. Gene Ontology annotation, cellular component: plasma membrane; synapse. The transcript is spliced from 18 exons. NCBI's taxonomy places the organism in Eukaryota, Metazoa, Chordata, Actinopteri, Salmoniformes, Salmonidae.